AUGUCAUCUACCCUAUUAGAAAAAACAAGAAAUUUACACGAAAAUGUAGAACGAUAUGAAUUAUUAAUCGAAAAUGAAAUGAAAAAUGAACCAAAAACAACUAAAGAAAGAGUAUUACAGAGCCAUAGAGUAAACCACUAUUUAAAUUCAUCAAUCGAAUGUUCUAAACAAUUGUUAAAUAUUUAUACUGAUAAUGAUAGAUCAAGAAAAGAUGAACUAACAUCAAUAUCAGGAUUUGGUACAGAGCUUUUUAGUUCAUUUUAUGAAAAACUUAGGGAAAUUAAAGAAUAUCAUCGUAAAUUUCCAAAUAUUAAAGAAGAAAGAAAUAACGAACCAUUAAUAUAUAUUCCAAAUGUUCCAUUCACAGGUAAUGAAUCGAAUGGCAGAUUUUUAGAUUUAAAUGAAUUUUAUGAACAAUAUAUAAAUUUACAUUUCAUUAAAGAAAAGAAUAUCGAUUAUAUCAGUUACCUAACAAGUUUUUAUAAGUUUCAAUACAAUGAUUUAGUUAGAAUGAAAUAUUCAGAAUAUAAAAAAUAUUUAGAAUCACUUUUAGAAUAUUUAUUAAGUUUUAUUCAAAGAACCCAACCACUUUUUAAUUUAAUACCAUCCAUUUUAAAAUCUGAAAAUGAAUUUAACGAAAAAUGGGAAAAAAAACAAUUUGAUCCAACAACAGAAGAAUCCAACAACAAUAAUGUAGAUAAUAAUAAUAAAGAUAACAACGAAGAAAAUAAUCCUUUAUAUUGUAAAGCAUGCAAGAAAUUAUUCGCAUCAGAGAAUGUAUUUAAUGGUCAUUUAAAAGGUAAAAAACAUAUACAAAAUCAAGAAAGAAUGGAAUUAAAUGUCAAUCCUUUGUUAACAUUAAAAUCUAGAAAAGGAAACAGUCUAUUAGAAUACAAGAUCACAAGACUCUCUGAAUAUUUAUUAGAUCAAAUCGAAGCAACUAAAGAAUUUGUAUUAAAGAAACAAUCAAGAAGCGCAGCAGAAUUAGAGAGUGGAGAGGGUUUAUUGAAUGAGGAGGAUGAAGAAAAUUUAAAUAUCGAAGAUAUUGAAACCGAAAUUGAAGCACCAAAACUACGUAUCGCCAAUUAUCCAGUCGAUUGGAGCGGCAAACCCAUCCCAUAUUGGGUUUAUCGUUAUUUGGAAUUAGGUGUAGAAUACAAAUGUGAAAUCUGUGGUAAUCAAUCCUAUUGGGGCAGAAAAGCCUAUGAAAAACACUUUCAAGAAGCAAGACACUCUUAUGGUAUGUCUAGUAUCGGUGUACCAAAUACAGUUCAUUUCCACGAGAUCACUAAAAUUAAAGAUGCUUUAGAACUUUGGCAAAAAAUCAAAUCUCAAACCAGUUUCCAACAAUUUAAACAAGACAGAGACGAAGAAUACGAAGAUGAAAAUGGUAAUGUAAUGAGUAAAAAGAACUACGAGCUUUUGGUUAAACAAGGUAUUAUUAAUCCAAAUAACAACAGCAGCAGUAAUAACAAAUCAACAGGCAAACGUGAUCGUUCAUAA
Molecule: messenger RNA, 1503 nt
Organism: Dictyostelium purpureum
Lineage: Eukaryota; Evosea; Eumycetozoa; Dictyosteliales; Dictyosteliaceae
Exons: 3
Coding region: 1-1503 (500 amino acids)
Biological process (GO): mRNA splicing, via spliceosome
Cellular component (GO): spliceosomal complex
Molecular function (GO): zinc ion binding; RNA binding
Source: RefSeq, a predicted model, not a curated record